UCUCAACUCCAUCAAAUGAACCCUUCUUGCUCGACUUGAGUUGUGUUUUCAGGUUCAACAAUGUUAAUUUGCUGCAUGUUAAUGCCCUAAAACACAACAUUCAGAACCCCAACAAUGUCUUCAAAGGGUUCUCAUACUCACAUUACAAACCAAAUCAUAACUGCAAUAAUCCAAAACCGAUCAUUCGACACACACCUUGCAAAAUCCCCCUUUAUUACCCACCAUUUUUCAAACCCACAACGCGCAACCCAACUCAUCACAGACACCCUCCGCUCCAUACCCAGAUACUUCUUCCAAUCCCCAAGAUCCAUGGGUCGUCAACCCGGAUCCAGACACCGAACACCUCUCAAACAACGAAACCUCCAUCAAGAAUCCAUUAACAUCCAUAAAGGCAUCACCUUUUUUGGUCCAGCUGCUUACAGAGACCCACAAAAGGUAAAAUUAGGGUUGGAUAAAGCCCUAGAGUUUUAUCACUGGGUUGAGUCCCAAUUAGGGUUUAAUCAUACUGAAAUUACUUGUAGAGAAAUGGGUAUUAUAUUAAUCAAAGGGAAUAGAUUGAAGGAAUUAUAUAACUUUUUGAAAGAUAUGUCUAGAAGAAGUAGUGGUGGGCUUGUUACAACAAUGACCAUGACCUGUUUGAUAAAAUGCCUAGGAGAACAAGGGCUUGUGAACGAAGCGUUGUCGGCGUUUUAUCGAAUGAAGCAGUUUCGUUGUCGACCGGAUGUUUGCGCGUAUAAUACGGUGAUUAACGCGUUGUGUAGAGUUGGGGAUUAUAAGAGGGCUAAGUUUUUGUUUGAGCAAAUGGAGUUGCCGGGGUUUAGGUGCCCGCCGGAUACGUUUACGUAUACGAUCUUGAUUAGUUCGUAUUGUAAGCAUAGUUUGCAGACGGGGUGUAAGAAGGCGGUUAGGAGGAGGAUGUGGGAGGCUAACCAUUUGUUUCGGCUGAUGUUGUUCAAGGGGUUUAAACCGGAUGUCGUGACGUAUAAUUGUUUGAUCGAUGGUUGUUGUAAAACUUAUAGGAUUGAUAGGGCUUUAGAGUUGUUUGAUGAUAUGGGCAAACGAGGUUGUGUUCCGAAUCGGGUAACGUAUAAUUCUUUCAUAAGGUAUUAUUGUGCUACUAAUGAGAUUGAUAAGGCUAUAGAAAUGUUGCAUAGGAUGCAAGAGUUGGAUCACGGGUUACCUACUACAAGUUCGUAUACUCCUAUUAUUCAUGCGUUUUGUGAAGCGGGAAAGGCGGUAGAGGCUUGGAAUAUGCUUGUUGAAUUGGUAGAUAGAGGGUCGAUACCUAGAGAAUAUACUUAUAAAAUAGUUCAUGAAGGGCUAAAAUCUGUAGGGAGAACGGAUUUGUUAGAUAGUGAGAUUUGUGGAAGAAUUGAAGACGGAAUCAAGAUUAGAUACAAGCAAGUAAUGAGAGUGAAACCGGUUAUGUGCAGCGCCCCGGUUUUCUGUGGGCGAUAACUGUGAUAUUGAAGCACAUGAAGUUGUCUGAUUGCUGUAUGUUGUUUGUUAAAGUGUUUCAACCUGAAACAGUUGUUGGCUUAUAUCACUUGAGCAUCCCUUUCCGCCAAAAGGAAAGAAUUCUCAUUAAAAUCAUCAUGGUUGCAUCUCUUUCGCUAGAAACAGUUUGGCGUAACGAGGGGCUGCUAUGGACAAUGAUUGGAUUGAAACAGGGAAUGGCGUUAUGGCAGGCCCAUCUGCGUAAACAUUCAAUCGUUUAGGUUAGUUUCAAACCUAUUCAUCAUAGCUAGAUGUGGCAAAAUGGGCGGGUCAAGUUGUUUGGGCAGUGCUUCAAAACGGGCUAAAUGUGUUGGUGUAGGCCCGACCUGAAACAACUUUGGUCCAACACUUUAUUUUUUUUUAUUCUUGUAUAUAAUAAGCUACUUAUUAUUUAUUAAAUAAAAUGAUUUGAGGAGCAGCCCAUUUGACAUGUUCCCUUGUAGAUUUU
Messenger RNA from Helianthus annuus (common sunflower), 1945 nucleotides. Its product is annotated as pentatricopeptide repeat-containing protein At1g77405. The transcript has 2 exons. Gene Ontology annotation, molecular function: protein binding. Bases 115 to 1458 code for a protein of 447 amino acids. The record is from RefSeq and is a predicted model, not a curated record. NCBI's taxonomy places the organism in Eukaryota, Viridiplantae, Streptophyta, Magnoliopsida, Asterales, Asteraceae.